Molecule: messenger RNA, 1617 nt
Organism: Platichthys flesus (European flounder)
Lineage: Eukaryota; Metazoa; Chordata; Actinopteri; Pleuronectiformes; Pleuronectidae
Gene: mettl21cb
Product: methyltransferase 21C, AARS1 lysine b
Exons: 5
Coding region: 598-1398 (266 amino acids)
Biological process (GO): peptidyl-lysine methylation
Cellular component (GO): cytoplasm; cytosol
Molecular function (GO): protein-lysine N-methyltransferase activity
Source: RefSeq, a predicted model, not a curated record
GAUAACAGUUUCCUCAUCCUGCUGCUGAUAGACUUGUUGUAAAAAACAAAACAAAAAAUUGUUUUCCUCUGAGCUUGCCAGGUGGCAACACCUCCAUUCCACACGUCCCUGACAGACCUCAUACAGCUCUGCAGGCUCAUGUGAAUACAUUUUUUGUCAAAUGUUUGUGUGUCUCCCUAUACCUGGAGCUCCUGCCUGUGCCGCCAGAUGUCUGGUCUAUAAUGAACCAAAGAAGGGAAUAAUAAGAAGCGCCUCACAGAUGUUGUUGAAUUAUUCCUCAGAGUAAAGGAAACUGAUUUGAUUUUACAGCUGAAGUACUGUAUAGACUUUAAUACACAAGCUGACAGUAAGGGUGGAGGUUAAGUGUUGGGAGGGGUCUUUGUUGUGUCUCUCUAACUGUCAGACCUUUAGAAAUCUGUUUGUUUGCUUCUGUCUCUUAUAAUCCGGCAGCCAGUGACCCCACAGACCAGCGCCGGGCUCAGGGGUGUGUCAUCCACGAUGCCUCUCUAUAAACACAAGAACACAACAGAGACGUGAGCGCACAACGAGACGAGGGGCUAAGAGGAGACCUGGUUCAGACGGUUGUAUUUAUUGCUCAUGGAGAAAUUGUCCAAAAUCUCCAAACCUUUUCGACAGAAGACUCCUGGAAACCAGACGGAGGAAAAUGACGAGAUCGAGGACGUGAAACUACAAACCAAGCAGGAAACGACAGAUGAAGGACUCACAGACCAAAAAGUGAUGGCCGGAGAGGCUUUGGACCGGAGGAACAUCUGGGAACCGAGUGUUUACUACGCUCUGGGGAAGGAGUCCUUUCAUUUUGCGGGUCAUGACAUCAGCAUCCGCGAAUCAAUAGAUAGUUAUGGCGCUCUGAUCUGGCCCGGGGCUGUCGCUGUGUGCCAGUUCCUGGAAAAUAACCGGAGUCAAGUGAACCUGAUGGACAAAGCUGUGCUGGAGAUCGGAGCCGGGACUGGUUUACUCUCGAUACUGGCAAGUCUGCUGGGGGCUUGGGUGACAGCCACCGACCUGCCGGACAUCUUGCCUAAUCUGACUUUUAACCUUCUGCGAAACACCAGGGGCCGCUCCCGCUACACCCCUCAGGUGGCGGCCCUCACCUGGGGUCAGCACCUGGAGCGGGACUUCCCCCAUCUCUCCUACCACUACGACUACGUGCUCGCGGCAGACGUCGUCUAUCACCACGACUCCCUGGAGGAGCUGCUGCAGACCAUGCAUUACUUUUGCCAACCAGGAAGUCAAACGACGCUGCUUUGGGCCAAUAAGAUCCGGUUCCAGUCAGACCUGAGGUUCAGCGAGCGCUUUGAGAGCAGUUUUAACACGACGCUGCUCUCCGAGCUCCCACAGCAGGAGGUGAGGAUCUACCAGGCUACAGCGAAGGAGUGACAGGAGCCUGAGUUUUCCAAAAAGUUCGAAAUUAGGUGUUUGAAAAAAGAAAGAAAAGGUUUUAAUGACAUUCCUAGAUAGAGUUUUUGUUUGUUGUCACACUGAAACAAAAUGAACUUCCUGACUCAAGUUUUCAUGAACUAUUUUAUUCGCCAGUACUUUUUCAUACAUUUGUUCAAUAAUUUGAUUUAAAAAAUAAAUGGAUUUAUUGUAAACAUU